GUAGGAACGGAAGUUAAGUCGACUCGGAGGAGCGGCGCGUGCUGGUUUUAAGCGCAGCAGAACUUAUUAAAUUAAUUACUAUUAAUAUUCCGGGUUAUUUGAGGGUUUUGGAGACUUUAGAGCAUCAUGAGCGACGAGGGUCAGCCGGAAGUGGAGCUUUUCGUCAAGGCAGGCAGUGACGGGCAGAGCAUUGGGAAUUGCCCGUUCUCUCAGAGGCUCUUCAUGGUCCUGUGGCUGAAAGGAGUUACGUUUAAUGUAACGACAGUGGAUAUGAAGAGGAAGCCUGAUAUCCUGAAGGAUCUGGCCCCCGGAGCUCAGCCCCCGUUUCUACUUUACGGGAGGGAAGUAAAGACAGACACAAACAAGAUCGAGGAGUUUCUGGAGGAACACCUCUGCCCUCCUAAGUACCCACGGCUAGCUGCCCGAAACCCAGAGUCCAACACUGCUGGCAUGGACGUGUUCUCCAAAUUCUCAGCCUACAUCAAGAACUCCAACCCUGGAAUGAACGACAACCUGGAGAAAGGCCUGCUGAAGGCUCUGAAGAAGCUGGACGAUUAUCUAAGCUCUCCUCUGCCUGAUGAGAUUGACGAGAACAGCGCUGAUGAUGUCACCACGUCGUCCCGCCCCUUCCUGGACGGUCAGGAGCUCACGCUGGCCGACUGCAACCUGCUCCCCAAGCUGCACAUCAUCAAGGUGGUCUGUCUGAAGUAUCGGAGUUUCUCCAUCCCUCGGACCCUCGUCUCGCUAUGGAGGUACCUGGAUGCAGCCUACGCCCGAGAGGAGUUCUCCUCCACCUGUCCGAGUGAUAACGAAAUACACAUCGCCUACGCUUCUGUCGUAAAAGCCCUCAAAUAGGACAGGGAACACAUAUACAUAAAUACACACACACACACACAUACAUACAUAUACACACUGCUGUAUACACACAGAGACAUGAAGAAGUUGCCAAUAUGUGUAUUGCCAAUGUAUUCAGGUUGAAAAUGAGAGUUUUACACACACACAUACACAUACACACAUAUAGACUUCCACAUAUACAGGGGUUGGACAAUGAAACUGAAACACCUGUUAUUUAAGUGUGGGAGGUUUCAUGGCUAAAUUGGAGCAGCCUGGUGUUCAAUCUUCAUUAAUUGCACAUUGCAGCAGUAAGAGCAGAGUGUGAAGGUUCAAUUAUCAGGGUAAGAGCACAGUUCUACUCUAUAUAUUACAAUGCACACAACAUUAUGGGAGACAUACCAGAGUUCAAAAGAGGACAAAUUGUUGGUGCACGUCUUUCUGGAGCAUCUGUGACCAAGACAGCAAGUCUUUGUGAUGCAUCAAGAGCCACGGUAUCCAGGGUAAUGUCAGCAUACCACCAAGAAGUACCAACCACAUCCAACAGGAUUAACUGUGGACGCUGUAAGAGGAAGCUGUCUGAAAGGGAUGUUCGGGUGCUAACCCGGAUUGUAUCCAAAAAACAUAAAACCACGACUGAUCAAAUCACGGCAGAAUUCAAUGUGCACCUCAACUCUCCUGUUUCCACCAGAAAUGUCCGUCACCGCAACAAAUUAUUGUGGUCUAAAACCAGGUGUUUCAGUUUCAUUGUCCAACCCCUGUAUAAACCCUUGUAUAUAAUCACACACACACUUUUUAUUAUAAAACGUUUGCAUUUCAAAAAGCUCUUAAAGGGAUAUUUCACACUUUUAUAUUCUACAUUUUCCGUAUUUUCUGUUUUUCUGUAUUUCUGUGUGUUAGAUCAUUCAGCUCACUGGCUUAUAGACAUAAAACCUGAAGUAAUUCCAUUCAUUUUGAAUGGAAAUUCGCAUAAUUAAGUUAUCUGCAUCAUUUAUCUUUUUCUACUAUGGUUAUAAUGACCUCUAAAAGCACGGUCCUUUAAAAGAACGAACCCUAGGGCUCUCUAUCUUCAGGACUUUGCAAGAUCAAUCAAUGGUGAUGCCACAGCCAUAGCUUUACUCACUCUGGAAGCUUAGGAUGGUCAUCUUUCUCCAACCAUAGCAUCCCUUGCAAUUGUAUGGCUUUACCUGCUCACAACACACCUGAUUUAACUAAUCAACUAAUUAAUAAGCCCUUAAAUAGUUACAAUGGGUUGUGUUUAAAGCAGGUAAUCCUCUAAAAUGUGCUUGUCAAGGGGCAACAGAGCCAGGAUUAAAGAACAUUGACCUAAUAAGAUGCUCACCAGUGUGGGUGUUAGGCUAGCCUGUUAGCUGAUAGGUAUAACAGAACUGGUGAUUAGUGUUCUCCUCCAAGUGUGUUGAAUAAUGCGCUGCAGCGUUUGCUCUGCUAAUGCUGUUAACAUUCUUAAUUAUUAAAACAAAGCUUGUGAGUGAAAUUGCCAGUGAUAAAGGGAUAAAGGGUUGGGAUUAUGCACUUAAUACACUUACAGCCCAAAAUGUUUGUCCAUUUCUUAAAAUUUUACUUUCUGUUGAUUAUUAUGUUAAACUAGCCUGUUUUUCUGUGUCGUUGUGUUGUUCUGAAAUGCCCAUCUUCCCAACCUGACUAUAAAUAUAUUUAUACACAAGACAGACAACACCAAUGAGGGGCUAACAGUGUUUUUCAGUAUCUCAAUACCCACAGCUAUAUUGAAGGUUUUUUCCCAUUGUCAAUCUCUUCACUGCAAAAACUACUUUUUUAUCAAGUGAAAUUAUGUAAUUUUUAGGCAAUAAAUUUGUUUUUUCUUUUC
This is a messenger RNA of Astyanax mexicanus (Mexican tetra), 2677 nucleotides long. RefSeq names its product chloride intracellular channel 1 (gene clic1). Bases 127 to 855 code for a protein of 242 amino acids. NCBI's taxonomy places the organism in Eukaryota, Metazoa, Chordata, Actinopteri, Characiformes, Acestrorhamphidae. The record is from RefSeq and is a predicted model, not a curated record. The transcript has 6 exons.